CACCAGAAGAGACACUGGAUGGAUGCUACUGAUACACAAAAUGCUCCGAGCUUAUCCCAAACUCCUGUCUCUUUUCAUUGUCGGCACCCGCCCAUUUAAGGAAAUGUGUGCUUCCUGUUGAUUUAAAGAGGCUUCCUAAAGAGAUGGGACUCCAGAGCGGCAUAGAAGAAGAGUACACGAUGACAGGCCAAAACCACAAGCAAAGAGAGUUUGCUGUUUUGUUUUAUUUCAUUAUAAUUUUCAUUUGUGCCAGACAGACUCUUUGCCUCAUCAAUGAAAAGCUGGCAGUUGAACCCACGAUGUCAGAGCAUCUCUCUCCCAACACGAUAGAAGACCACUCGAAUGCCAGCGUCGCAAACUAUACUUUACAGGCUUGUGGGAACUCCUCUCACCACUGCCUCGAUAUGUGCCAGAUCUGUGACCAACACUUUAAUGGAAAUAGGAUGGAUUGUCUAUCUAUUCUUCUGGAUUCACUGUGUCUAACAAACUUCCACUCGGCCAUGGAGCAAAGUAACAGUGACUGGUGCGUCUGGGCCAACGUGAGCGGUUUGUACAGUAACCUCAGCAUUUGCACAGAGGAGAUAUCCGACUGUCUGAUGAUCCCGUGGCCCAAUGCUCUGGUGGAGCAGAAGUUUCUGGACAUUCACUCAGAUUAUUUCCAGGACUGUCCAUCGGAGGAGCUAAGUGACCCUCCGCCAGCCAUUGUCUUCGCUCUGGUCAUCACGCCCAUCUGUCUUAUACCUGUCAUGGUCAGUUUGGUGGUGCUCAAGACCAAGAACGGAGAUGGAAGCCAAUAGAUACACUAUUUCUGACCCUCUGAGGUUACCAUAGAAACUCUCUUUCCUGCUGAAGUGCAGUGAUUUGCAUUGUGUUUGACAGUGAAUUAUACAUCAAAUAUGUUCCAUGACAGAAAGUACCAGGGCCUGAGCAGAAUAUACGGCAUUACACAGAACUUAGUCUAUGGCCCGGUUAAACUGAAUGCAUCUGUCUCAUAUUUGAUGUCAUGUUAAUGUGACUUCCAGGUGUUCAGCAACUCACUGUAAUGUAAUAUUGUCUGAACUGGAUCAAUCUGUUUGCUUAUAUCCAUUUUGCACAUAUGAUUUCAAUUGUAAAACUGGAAAUCCCAGUGGAUUUUAAUUGAUCUGACUCAAGACGAGGGAUAAGAGUGUCCGAAUAAUCUCAGUAUUAUAUAUUUUAUUUAAUAUGUAAAGAGACACAUUGUGAAUAUUUUAAAUCAGGGUUGUGAGGACAAAGGCUCGAGGGCUUGAUACUUUUACUGUGGCUUAAUUUAACUGUAGUAUUAUUAAAGUUCCUGAAUGUGCCAUAUACACUGUAUAAUAAGUAUUAAGUGUUGUGGUUAAAAACAACUGUCCCUUGAUGUGAUGAAUGACAAUAGUCUUCCAUCAUGGGAUGGAGGACUUGAAUCUCAUUGGUCCAGCCUGAGGUAUGGAUCUAGUUAUGUGAGGGUCGGGGUCAGAGGUCACAGAUGGGACACCAGCACCAGGAAAUGUUUUUUUUUCUUAUGGGGCUGUUUGAAAAGAGCACUUUCCUCUGUCCAAAUGCAGACGAUGAUCACAGACCAGCACGACUGGAGCAGUGUGAAGAGAUUGUGUUAUAAUGUGACAAAUAUGAGGAUAUUUCUGUUGUUCAUUGACAGACGGACACAGUGUGAUCUGAAGCUAAUAUUUUAAGACGAGAAAAGCCAUAUGCACAUGUUUAUGACGUGGUUCCAUGAUGUGUUGUGAAAUUCUAAAGAGCUAUUUGAUUUUACUGUAAGGUCUGAGAGAACGUUUAAUAUUUGUUCCGUUUAACUUUUAAAUAUAUUUGAUACUUUUCUA
This is a messenger RNA of Periophthalmus magnuspinnatus, 1838 nucleotides long. It is a transcript of the gene ramp2, whose product is annotated as receptor (G protein-coupled) activity modifying protein 2. NCBI's taxonomy places the organism in Eukaryota, Metazoa, Chordata, Actinopteri, Gobiiformes, Gobiidae. The record is from RefSeq and is a predicted model, not a curated record. Bases 144 to 797 code for a protein of 217 amino acids. Gene Ontology annotation, biological process: regulation of G protein-coupled receptor signaling pathway; calcium ion transport; intracellular protein transport. Gene Ontology annotation, molecular function: coreceptor activity. Gene Ontology annotation, cellular component: membrane; signaling receptor complex; cell surface. The transcript has 6 exons.